AAAGACUAGAACCUGAACUGCCGAUGACACUACCAAACCGUUAAUUAACAGCCGUCAAGAAAAACCGACGCAGCCAUUGCCGCCGUUGAGUCACAAAGAUUAAAGAUCGUUUUUUUCUGGGAUUUUGUGCUUGUGGGUGUUUUCUUUUUUGAUUUUUUUUGAGAAAGGGGUUCUAUGGGUGUUCAAGAUUAUAGCUUUUUGAGAGAUCUUCAAGUGGAAUUCAAAGAUUAUGAAGUUACAAAUAAGUUCUCUUUGUGUUUCUGGUUAUACUUGAAUGAACCCUCAACUUUACCCUCUACAAUCCUUUACCAGGAGCAUCCAGAUGUCACAUCCCAUGCUCCUUUCCUGUUACUUGAUGAGAGGAAGAAGAUUUUACUUUUCCCUUCACUAAUUUCAAGCCAUUCAAAUAUUACUUCCUGGAGAGAAGUUGCACAUGCAAUUUCUGAAUGUGAAUUUCCUACCAAGAAAUGGGUUCAUGUUGGAUGUGAGGUCACACAAGAUCUUUUGCACCUCUACUUUGAUGGGAAGAUUGUAGGUGAGAAGUGUUUGACUUCCUCACCCUCACUCAGUAAUGAUAUGGGAUCAGACAAUUCUAGAAUAUCUUUGACUUGCAUUAGUGGAAAGGAUUCUCAGCUGGAUGGUUAUGUGCACAGUUCAGAGCUCUUUCCUAUACUAUCAACUAUAGAAAAUCACUAUGUUAAGGACCCUCCAGUACAACUAUCUAUUGAUAGUUCAAGCGCCUAUGAAAUUGAAGAAGACAGUGAUGGUGUUUGGAGCAUUGUUGGUGGAAAGGCCUCCUGUCGGAGAAACUUUGAUAUAGAUGUAACACUGAUGGAUAACUUUAGCCGCCCCAUGACUGAAGAAGCGGAGGUUGUUGCUUCGCUUGUGUACUCUGAUGAUAAUACACCGGUUGAGAAGCCAGUUGAUGCUGAUGCAGCCCUUCUUACAAGUUAUGAUGGAAUUGAAUAUGCUUCUUCUGAUAGACCAAGCAAAGUAAUAAGUGGACGUGCUUCCUUUAAGCUCAAGAUAUCUCAGCUUUCAUCCAAGUGCGAUAACAGGCUGUUUCGCAUUAGGUUUGACAUUCCAAAACUGGGUAAAUAUCCUUUCCUUGAGGUAUUUUCCAGACCAAUACGGUGUAUUUCUCGGAAUCGCAGCACACGGGCGACCUCUCUAAUGUUGAGGAAAUCAUCUUUGGGGAUCCAUUUGCUAAAUAGAUCUCAAUCUCCUGUGUUGGACGAUGGAUCUUCUGACCAUCUCUGUAUUGUACGUGAAGCAAAACAAAGUCCAUCAUCAAAACGGGUCAAAUUAGGACAAGAGAAACUAUGUGCAAAUUUUAAGGAUGAUUUUGUGCUGAAGCAAGCUAAUGGUGGUUCAAGAUCUCAUUCCUGGACCUCUGAGGAUAACCAUGCACAUCAGAACUCUUUGGUGGCAAGACCAGUAAGCCAUGGUGGGGCAGAAAAUUUCUCCUCUGAUUCAGAGAACAGUGAAACUACGAACUCGCCCAUUGAUGACUUGCCAAGUAACAGAGAUCCAAUCUCUGAUAUGGUUGUUUUUAAAUACUGUCUCGCUGAUCUGAACGAGAGGCGUCUUCUUCUCAAGGAAAUGGCAAUGACUGCUAAAGAAGAAGAACUUGCAACCUUUGCCGAGAGAGUCUCUUUAUUCUCUGGAUGUUCACACCACAGGCAUCAAAUAUCAAUUUCAAAGAGGCUGAUAGAAGAGGGAAUUAACUGUUGGAACUUAAUAUCCAACGAUAACCACCAUGUCCUUUGGGAGAAUUUGGUGUCCGGGCUUCAAGAGCAUUUCCUGAAGAUGACAUUUGGUCGUAUCAGAUCUCUAACUCAUCAGGAUUUCAACCUCCUGAGGAGAGUCUCUGGUUGUCAAGAUCUAGUGUCUCAAGACAACUUUGAAAAGUUGUGGUGUUGGCUGUACCCAGUAGCUUUUACAUUGUCACAGCAAUGUAUUUCUUCAUUGUGGGGUUCGACAUCACCCAUGUGGAUCGAAGGGUUCAUAACCAAGGAAGAAGCAGAAUCUUCACUUAAAAGUCUGGGAGCUCUUCAAGAACCAGGUACUUAUAUACUGCGGUUUCCUACAUCAAGGAGCUGGCCCCACCCUGACGCUGGUAACUUGGUUGUCACUUAUGUUGGAAGUGACUAUACCAUUCACCAUAGACUUAUGUCCCUCGAGUUCAUUUACAGUUCUGGGGUCAAGGGAACGACGAUAAGGCCAAUUCAAGACAUGCUGCUUGAACAGCCUGAGCUCAGGCGACUCGGAAGGAUUGUGAGAAGCCAGUAGGUCACUCAAGAUUUAUACUUGUAUAGCCAUAUCAGAGAAAUGAAAAAAAGGAAGUGUUCAAAGGAGAAAGAGAAACUAAGAGGGGGGAUGGGGUUUUAUACUUCGUAUAUAUGAAUGUCUGAGCAAUUUGUGAAUGUAAACGAUGUGAUAGAUUUUUGUAAACCUCCUCCUGCUUGACUGGAAAUUGAAAACCUCUUAGUAGGGAAGCGUGUUCGCCUGGUGCAAUUUCAGAUUU
This is a messenger RNA of Solanum tuberosum (potato), 2527 nucleotides long. RefSeq lists its product as uncharacterized. Gene Ontology annotation, molecular function: DNA-binding transcription factor activity. The coding region runs from base 175 to 2292 and encodes 705 amino acids. The record is from RefSeq and is a predicted model, not a curated record. The transcript is spliced from 12 exons. Lineage: Eukaryota; Viridiplantae; Streptophyta; Magnoliopsida; Solanales; Solanaceae. Gene Ontology annotation, biological process: signal transduction; regulation of DNA-templated transcription.